CGAUUGUCAACAUGUUGACGAAUUCCGUCGAAGGUUUCAGAGGGUUGUCUGUGCAGUCAUUGAAAAGCCGCCAUGAAGACACAUUCAUCGUCUUAUCGUCCGUCAAGGAGUGUAUGGAUCAAGGAAAUUCUCAUAAACUCAAGGAUAUCAUCUGUGAUGAAGAAUUUAAGGGUUUGGUGGAGUACAUAGCAUGGGAUCUUCUACCUCUUGUUUGUCCUCAUCUAUCUGAGAAAGAACAGAAUGAUGAGAUGUAUAGAAACUGCAUUGAGAUAAUCACCCGUCUUGCAGAGCUUGGUAGUCCCAAAGAGAUGUUCAUUGGAUUGUUGGAACAGGUGAAUCGAUUCCUAGACACUGUUGUUGAUUUCUUGAGACCAUUGCAGACAGUAAUGAGACGUCUGGGCCUGUCCAAACCUCUGUACUACAAACAGUUACUAUCCACCCUGUAUACCCAUAUGGAGGUCCUGAAGGUACCCAGCGUCAAUGGAAUGGGUGUAAUGGAGAGGAGACUACUAAGCCAAGAUCCAGACUUCUCAAAGGUUGAGACAACCUUGGUGGGGCUGUUGGAGUUCCUUAUGCCAAUAGUUUGGGAUGUUCAGCAGGUGUUUGACAAGAAGGAAAUUGAAAGGUACACUUUAAAGGAAAUUACUGAAAUUGAAGGCACAAGAACAGAGAUAAUGAAAUUUGUGUUGAAUCUUCUCGAGCAUCCUCUCGUUGAGAUGGAGUUCAAGUACAGUGAUGAUGCAGAUGAAGAUGAGAAAGAGGAAAUGAAUGAAUUGGAAGGAAUGGAUGAAGAAGCUCGAGAAAGACUUGCGCUCAGAAAUGAGGAGCACUCAAUAAGCAAGACCUCUGCUGAACAGUGUAUGUUCUUUUUAGAUUCCAUGGGAUGCAGUUUCAUGAGCCUGCUUCUAUACGCCAACCAACAUGCUCUGAAUCUAGACACAUUAGAAGAGCAGCAUCUAAGAAAAGCAAAGAAGAAAAAGCAAGAUGAUCAGGAUGAUGGGGAGGAGGAGGAGGAUGAAGUUAAGACCCUCCCUGUUCUUGGUCUUGGCUGCUUUGCUUAUAUGCUCCUAGUAGAGGGAUAUGAGACAAACCGUAUGCCAAGUAUAUACAGUGCAGUCUAUAUGCUGGAGAUGAUAAUGCCAUAUGUUGAGGGAAUGCUGAGACGACCGGAGGAAUCUAUUAUCUUUAAGGGCCUUGAGCUUCUUUCGUCGCUGGUGAAGAGUCUAGAUGAUCAAUCACUGGAUUCCAGCCUCAUUGACACAAGGCAGAACUUGCUACUUGUCCCACAGUGUUUAGUACAAAUCAUGGUCAUGUGCCCUUCAAAGUCAAUUAGAAGAAAAGCUGUCUCCAUCCUGCCUUCCUACAUAGAUUGUUUUAAUUGGAAAGGUCGUUACCACAUACUACGAUCCCUCCUACUAAGCUCCGAACAUUCAGGUGUACGAGGAAUGCUCAUCGGGAAAAUCAAAGAUUAUGUCCACUGCUCAUUGCAGAGUGAAUCGAGCAAUGAAUGGUUUGGUGGAUGCCACAUUCAUAAAUUGUUCACAAUCAUCUUCAAGUUGGACGAAGGAAUCCAGUCGGAUUUACUGCAUGAAGCAGACAAGCAUAUGGGUGCCUUGAAUUUCCUUCGCUACUUGUUUCUACGAGACACACCAGAUAAGAAUGCAACUGGAAUCUGGUCCCGGGUAGACUGGCUACAGACCACCUACCUCCAACCUCUUCAUACAUGCCUAGAUAUGUCCAAGGCUCAUUAUGAUCUUAAGAUGAAAGCAACUCAGGCAGAAGUACGACAAGCUGUAUCAGAGAAAAAACAGAUGACGGUGAAACUAAAUGUUGGAGGUCAGGAUCUACCUCAGAUGCCCCCUGCAGAGCAAUACAAGGUCCUCCAGUCUGCCAAGUACACAUUUGACCUCCUUGCCAGCAUUCUGGGUAGAAUUGGCGAGAUCAUAUCAUCUGGCAAAAGGUGACCUAUAGAGGGCGCUACCUGUACAGGUUCAUCAACAGGUGAUAUGGACAUUUCAAAAUCUGUUGCCAUGGAUACGUGAUGUCAUAUUUAAAAUUUUCUCUGGGGGGAAACUUGUUACUAACUAAACUUAUUUGUGCAACUGUUUUCAAAUCAAUUAUUACAAAAGGACAUGGUUUGCGGAAUUCAGCCAUCACAUGCGUAACUAAAAUAUUUUACAAUGCAAUUCAAAGCAUCGCAGAAAAUCAUUGUAUAAUCCGUUAUGUUCAGUUUAAACUUAAAGGUAACUUAAAGAUGUCUAGUGAAUAACACAGUUAUAUUCAGUGGUAAUUAGGGCAGCUCAAACUGGAUUGGACUUGCUACAGGCAAGUCCUUGAAGAUCUAUCGUUUUAUCACAUUAUAUCUUUUUAAAACACAUUCGAACCAAGCUUCAAACCUCAUAAGAGAAACAAAUUAUUUCGAGAAUAAACAAAAAAGCGUCAGAAAAUGGGAAACAAAAUAAGAUUGUUUUGUUGGGUUGACAAUAUCACCACAAAGUUAUUUCUAUUGUCAUGUCACACUUUGCUCAGCAAUUAGGAUUGGUACACAGGUUAAGAUGAAUCUAAGCUUUUGAAUCAGGAUCGCUUUUUUUCCCAAGUCGAAUAGAGUGUGCUGAUCGUAUUGGACAGUGAACAGUUUAAAACUAUAAGUACUUCUCUUCUUAAUUUUGAAUAAAAUACAUUCACCUUUAAUAUCAGUACCAUGUUUCCUUUACUAAUCAUGUUCUCUUUGUUCAAACCAUUAUGUCUCCUUCAAGUUUAAUAAUUGUUUGUAAAUUUAAGACUUCAUAUAAGUUCUUACAUUUAAAUGGAAGAGUGCUUGCUGGCUCACCGAACUUGUUUCGGUAAACAUCGGAGAUUUGAUCAGAGUACCUCUAUGACUUAUGUUAAAUCUAAGGACCGACCCCGAUAUUUCCAUUGA
This is a messenger RNA of Asterias rubens (European starfish), 2920 nucleotides long. Its product is annotated as glomulin-like. NCBI's taxonomy places the organism in Eukaryota, Metazoa, Echinodermata, Asteroidea, Forcipulatida, Asteriidae. The transcript has 15 exons. Bases 12 to 1964 code for a protein of 650 amino acids. The record is from RefSeq and is a predicted model, not a curated record. Gene Ontology annotation, molecular function: ubiquitin-protein transferase inhibitor activity. Gene Ontology annotation, cellular component: cytoplasm.